Molecule: messenger RNA, 11087 nt
Organism: Pararge aegeria (speckled wood butterfly)
Lineage: Eukaryota; Metazoa; Arthropoda; Insecta; Lepidoptera; Nymphalidae
Gene: pasilla
Product: RNA-binding protein Nova-1
Exons: 10
Coding region: 267-1898 (543 amino acids)
Biological process (GO): mRNA splicing, via spliceosome; regulation of alternative mRNA splicing, via spliceosome
Cellular component (GO): cytoplasm; nucleus
Molecular function (GO): mRNA binding
Source: RefSeq, a predicted model, not a curated record
CUGACUAUGCGCCAUACACAACAACCGCAGAGCAGCAGUAUCGAACAACGUUCACAUUACAUUUAGACGUAAAAGUGUCAUUUCCCUUAUAUUUUAGUAACUAGACCAUUCAAAAUUUAAAUUUUCCUCGUUUUAGAUGUAUAAGUGUUAAGUGUAUUUGAUGAUAUAUUUAUAAUGUACAGUGCCGCAUCUUUAUACGCAUUCUGAAGUAAUUACGUAAUGGGAAUUAUGCUAGAGAAGUUUUUAGUAUUGCCCUGAAAUCCAAUAUGGCCGCUGACACGGGAAUGGAUACUUGCCCUAGUCCGGAAAUCACGGACUCUAGAAAACGACCCCUGGACGGCGAUUCGGAAAAUGGGGACGUCAAGAGGUCACACUUCAGCUCGGUUCAAGACUUGGUGACGGCCUUGCCACUGGCAAACGGUCACAGCAAUAUAACGUCUCAUUUCGCCGUGGAGCCGACGUACCACUUCAAGGUGCUGGUGCCGUCCAUGGUGGCCGGCGCCAUCAUCGGCAAGGGUGGCGAGACCAUAGCGCAGCUCCAGAAGGACACCGGCGCGAGGGUCAAGAUGUCCAAGUCGCACGACUUCUACCCGGGUACGACGGAGCGGGCGUGCCUCAUAACCGGCUCCGUGGAAGGCAUCAUGGUGGUGCUGGACUUCAUCAUGGAGAAGAUCAAGGAGAAGCCGGAGCUCGUCAAACCCUUCCCCGAGGGCGUGGACGCAAAGAUGCCGCAGGACAGGGAUAAGCAGGUCAAAAUUCUAGUGCCCAACUCGACGGCGGGCAUGAUCAUCGGCAAGGGCGGCAACUACAUCAAGCUGAUCAAGGAACAGAGCGGCAGCUACGUGCAAAUCUCGCAGAAGGCGAAAGAGCUCUCCUUGCAGGAGCGCUGCAUCACUGUAGUCGGUGAGAAAGAGAACAACAAGAAGGCGUGCGUCAUGAUUCUCCAGAAAGUCGUGGACGACCCGCAGUCGGGCUCGUGCCCCAACGUGUCGUACGCGGACGUGGCGGGCCCGGUCGCCAACUACAACCCCACGGGCUCGCCCUACGCCGUGCCCACCACUGAGGUGACCGAGAGCCACGCGCUGGUGGGCGGCGGCUCCGUGGGCGGCGUGGGCGGCGUGGGCGGUGUGGGUGGCGUGGGCGGCGUGGGCGGCAUGCUCAUGAACGGCUCGGGGCUGGGCGCGCUGUCUCUGUCGCUGUCACUUGCUCCUCCGGGCACGCCGCCGCCGUCGCCGCUCACGCAGCACACGCUUGACCACAUCAAGGCGGCGCUGCGGCAGGCGGGCUACUCGGAGGGCGGCAUCUCGGAGAUAGGCGCGGCGCUGUCGCUGCUGGUGAAGCACGGCGUGCUGGGGCUGGCGCUGCCGGCCGCGCUGCCCGCGCCGCUGUCGGCCGCCUACUUCCCUCUGGCGCAGGACUCGCCCUUCGGCCCGCUGGCGCAGGUGCAGCUGGGCGGCGCGCGCGGCGGGGCGUGCGGCUUAGAGCGUUUCGCGGAGGUUGCAUUCGAGGCGCUUCGCCCCCCAGCCGUGGCGCCCAUCUCGCUGCCCGGCGGCGCCGUGCCCGCCUUCCCGUCGGCGUCGCUGAUGCCGCUGUCCAAGAGCCCCACGCCGGCCGACGCGGGCGCCAAGGACUCCAAAAACGUGGAGAUCGCCGAGGUCAUCGUCGGGGCCAUUCUGGGCCCCGGCGGCCGCAGCCUGGUGGAGAUCCAGCAGAUGUCGGGCGCCAACAUCCAGAUCUCCAAGAAGGGCUCGUUCGCGCCGGGCACGCGCAACCGCAUCGUGACCAUCUCGGGCACGCAGACGGCCAUCGGCAACGCGCACUACCUCAUCGAGCAGAAGAUCCAGGAGGAGGAGCUGAAGCGCACGCGCCACAACGCCAUGUCGGGCCUCAUGCAGUAGCCCCCUAGUCAGCGCGCCGCGAGCCGCCGCACGCGAGUUACCUGAAGUAGUUAAGGUUCGGUCGCGCCAGCGACGCCUCCGUUUACAAGGUUAAUGAAGUACAUACAUUUAUGUAUCAUAAUUUUACGCAUGUACGCAUACUAGUGUUGAACGUUUUAUUGCUAUAGUUUAUGUUUUCGAUGACGGGCGUCGUACGCUCUGCCUGGCAGAGGUCAUCUUCGUUAGUGAGACGUAAUGGUUAAAUACGAUUGUGAUAACUCCUAUCACGGAUAUUCCUAUUCCAUGCACAUUAUUUUUUUAUAUCGUUCACCGAGUAAUUUUUAUUUACGAAGUUGAUUUCAUUGUAAAUGUUACCAUUGAUAAGUUAUUGUUUUGUUAGUGUAUUUGACUUAGAGUUAAAUUUGAAUUUAUAUUUGAAUAUUUAGAAUCGGCACUGUACUGUUGAACGGUGCGCGGGCGAGGGAGCCUAGUAAUAUGUUAACCAAAGUUGGUAUUUAAUUUUAUUUUAUUAUUUGACAUUGAAAUUUUGUGUAAAGUGCAAUGAAAUUUAAUAUUAUUUUGUUAUGUUUUAAACAUUGACAUUCGCGUCUUGAAUCUUCGCGGAGAAAUCGAUCAUUCCUGUUUUCUCGCAGUAAAGAUCUUUAUUUUUUAUACGUUUGUAAUAUUUUAUUGUACCACGUAGGAUCGUUUCGUAAUCGUUCAUUUUGUCGUCGGUCUAAAUUUUUGUCUUAAAAUGUAAGUACAAUUUUAAUAAUAAAAAAAUGCAUGUCCAUAAUAGUAGAGAGUUAUAUAUUUUAAACGUUUUAAAGCAGAUUUCUAUGUAUUAUUCGAGAUGACAAUAUUGAAUAUUCUUAUUUACAGUUACGAUCUAAUUAAAUCGAUAGUUUAUUUUUGAGCGCCAUGGUGUAGUCAGGACGUCAGUUCUUCAGUAGGGGGUAAUAGCCAAAGAUUUGAAUUGUAGAUAUGCCUCAACACCGGAAAACGACGUAACUGUUUUUAAGUUUAAUGCCAAUCUGUAUAAGAUCGCGAUGUUGAUACAGUCGCGUAUCUAAAUGCAUCAGUUUAAGUUGACAAAUGGGUGAGCUCACGCAUUUCGCGGUUCACACUUUUGGUCAACGUGGAGUGCGAGGGCGUGUCUAACGAUUUGAAUCUUUGUAGUAAACAUAAUAAUAAUAAGCUGUGAUUGUUUUGUUUGACUUUUUCAAGGUACUUGGGUCAGUUGCAGUAGUUUUAGUUGUUCGUUUACCUCAGAAGUGCCAUCUGUAGAUAGACAUAGAAUGGUGACUUUAAUCCCCCCAGUGGGAUAGACCGUAAGAAGGGUCCCGGAUUGGGCGCCAAUUAUUUUCAAGGUACUGCAAAUUACGUUGAACAUCCGGUUUUGUAAAGCUUUCUCGUAAUCUUAUUGUGAUCGUUGUUGUAGGGUUGCAGCACAGGAAUGGCCCCAAUAUGGGUGCCAACGCUAUUAAAGGUUACUUUGAAGCUCGGAUUGAAUAAGCCCGUACGAGUAGUCCCACAAUGGGCGCCAAACAUUUUUGAGGGUAGUUUGCAGCACCCGGUUGAGGAAAGCUUCGUCGAAAACUGAUCUUAUUAAGAUCGUUAUUUGACGUAGAAUGGUGACUUUUAAUUCCUUUGCCGACCAAAUGGUUGGACGCCAGACGCUUUUUAAAAUCACUGCAGCAUUCUGUUUAGAAAAGCUUCGUCGAGACGUGGUCAUAUUGUUUCAUUUAAAAUGACGACUUUAUUACCCCCAGUGGGGUAAACACGGGAAUGGCCCCAGAUUGAGCGCCAACGUCCUUCGAGGUUACUUUGCAGAUUAAUGUUGAGUUUCGUUGAUCUAUUUGUGUGUUUGCAUGUCUGCGGUUGAAUACGCUUUGGAUCAUCGUUUUUGACUUCGACUUCACUCUUUACCGCUCUUGCAGAGAAGAGAUACUUCGUCGAUGGCAGAGCUAACUGCAGUCGUCGACACGCCACCAUCGGCAAUGCAACUGGUCGACGACUACACUUGCCUCUGCCGUUGAUCUGUAAGAGCACAUGGGCAUAGUGCAAUAGAGGCAAAUAAAUAGAUUUCAAAAAAGUUCGAAUAGAGGUUUGUAGCGAUGGUCACAGACGGAAAGCUUUACAUCGAAUAUGGCGUGGUUUACUUAUUGAGAAAGAAGUACAAACGAAUAGUAACUUACAAAAUAUAUAUAUAUGAUGUGGAUCGGCUUAAAAACAAUUUGUAGUGUUAUAAGAUAAGGAAUUGAGAGUCGAUUUUCAGCUUACAUGUUGUAAGAAGACUUCAUCUGCACGAGCGAGUAAAACGGGUCGAUAUCGUCGGGUAAACGUGGGACAGACAAAUUCUACCAUCUACAUAGAAUUAAGAAGAUUGUGCGGACUCUACCGCCCGAUGUAUCCACUUCUAUCUUGCCUUCACUGUAUGAGCUCAAUAUACUAUACUUAAUAUAUUAUUCAAUACAGUUUGUUACGCUACUGUUGACUCGGGCAACACGUGGCGGGCUGACAGCGCAAUAAUGACGUUUUACUCGUCAAAGCCAUUCGAUUGACUGUUUGGGUACUAUUGAGUUCAGCGUCAACCCAAAGUACGCUCGCUCGUGAAGGUGACGCCUAAAGACACGUUCGUGACGCCAUGACCUCGUACUUUCGUGAAUACAGAAUAUAGAAAAAAAAAAAAUUAAAUAAUUAUUAUUAUUAUUACUAUUAUUAAAUAAAUAAAAUAUUGUUGUAAGUUUACCAACUGUCCAACGACAUCUCGAUAUAAUGUUGUGGUUGUUAUGGUGUAUUAUUAUACGUGUGUUAUGUAGGUAACAUUGCAUCGUAGGUUCAUUGGAGUAGCUAGUUGUAGUAUAUAUUCAAUCUUUCAAAUGUAUUAUUAGGUAACGCUGUUCGAACUCUCUGGUGUUUUUCGACUUUCUCAUCUUGUAUUGUAUAUUAAUAUUGGGGUUAGGUACAGAUAUCGUCUUGUGUCAAUUAAACAAAAAGUUACCAUGUUCGCGACUACGGUAGAGCAGCUAAAAUUCUAUUACCUUUAUCACGACGUAAACAGCUCGCAGACUUCGAUCGUUCUCGAGUAUCGAAACACUAUCGAUGUCGUAAAAUGAAACUAAAUACGCAUGUAUCUAAAUCCUUAGCGAAUUUGAAAACAGAACUUUUUAAACAAUCAUUUUUCAACUGUAUUUGUGACUUUACAAAUACAGUUAUAUUUCAUUUAACGCUUGGUCAAUUCAGAUCAACUUUUCCUCUGACCUUGUAAGGUUUCGAUGCUGGAAUAUUGAACCUUGCGAGCUGCUCUACCUCGUCCUAAAGUAUUUAGGAGUCAUUCCAUUUACGGAAUUAAAAGAUACAAUAGCGUAGCGAGGUUUUCCGUUGUGAGGCAGGCUCCGCGACGUAUUAUAAUAGUGACACACAAUCUAUCGUUUAUGAACAACAAUAUAAUCACAUCGAUUUAAUAGCACCCAUACAAUUCCGUAGAUUUUUUUAUUCAAACUAUUUCAAAUGUCAAUUAUAUACGGAACUCCCCUGGCUACGUUAGGAGUCGCGAGCGUGCAAGCUAGCGUAUGGCGUGAGGGUCACCGCAAACCUAAUACUUGCGAUGCCGAUAGUUUAUGUCAGAUGGGUAUGUGGCGCAGCCUGAAGGCUAAGGCUAAUAUAACCUUGGGAGUUAUCUGUCGUGGAGCACAAUCCAUGAAUGCACAAAUUUUUCAGUGCACUGUGUUUAGAUCUGUGCUAUUUUGUGCGUUUGCGGAAGGUAAGAUUGGCUUGUCUUGCAUGUACGGCGAAAUAGGGGGGAAGCGGUACAAAGAGCAUGCGUCGUGUCACACAGAUUUAUUUUGUAUUUGGGCGUUAUAGCUCCUGAAAAUAAUGCUUAAGAUUGCGUACAAGCACAGAUUACCUAGCGCUCCAUAGUCUGCAGACUUCUGUGAGCUUAUAAUCGUAGACAAUAUAGGAUACGCAAUAACGCUACAGAAUAUGCAAAAGGAAUUUAAAACCGUCCGUCAAUAUAAAAGUUUUAGGUUUUAAAAUAAAUUGUUAUAAAGAACCGUUCUCACGUGCGUGUUGCGACAGCACUUCUUGAGGUUGCGUAGAUAAUCUGUAUAUCUCCAUACCCUUAGAGAAACUGGCUGAACUAUCGGCAAUUGUUAAGUGUGUAGUUUGCACGGCCCGAAGCGCCCCGACGCAUAUUGCCUGUGAAGUCGAUUUUACAAGCUCAAUUUUAUUAAAAGAAGAUUAGUCACUACGUGUAAGACAAUACGUCAAUUAUUCGGAAACAAAAUGUGAAACAUAGACAUGUGGCUGCAUAUCGUUAUAGCUACGUAGAUAUUCGUAGGUAGGUAAAACUGAACAAAGUUCCUGGCAUAUUAGGCAUUUUGCAACGUUAUUUAAAACCUUAUAGCGUCUUACUGAUUUUGUUGAUUUGCUAUACUUGAGGUUUGACAGAUAACACUUGGUUUGACAGUGCGGUUAUAAACUGAUCACAGAUUUUCUAAUGAUAUGCGUAAUCAGUAAAGUUACAGCUCAAGGAUCGUUGCAAUCUUUUUUUUUAGAGAAGCGUUUUAGAAAGUUAGCAAACAUAACUUUAGAAUUGCUUUAAUCUGUCAAAAUGUGGUGUUUUCAAUUCGGCCGUCCGUACUAAUCUACAGAGUAACGCAGGUUUUAGUGUUUGUUAGUUUGAAUUCUUAAUUGAACAAACACAAUCAAAAUAGGUACCAUAAGAAAUAAGAAACAACAGAGAAACUUAAAACUACACUUAAUUGAGGAGCCUUAUGCGGUUAUCUUUAAAAGAUAAAUAGAUAAAAACCGCUAUGGUUAGUUCACCUCAUUUAAGGGAUUCUGAAGUAAGUUGGUCCAAGAAAUUCAUAAUGAGAUCAUCGUUUCGAACUCUGAGCACGUGAGAAAUAGUUUUUAACAAAUGUGACUCGUAAAUAUCUUGUAUAAGGACAAUGAGGUUUCAUUUAGUUUGACGUCUCGAUAUAUACUUUGACUUCCGGUUUUAUUUUACUAGUUAAUGCAAAGCCAUCAGUAAACUCUUACGUUCAGUGGAUACUUGAACUAAAUGGUAACGAUAUGCAGUCAGUGUCCGUCCGUCUUAACGGUCCGGAGUCGCAUCAGCGGGGUAGGUUGUGAGCACAUUCGUUACUGAUUAAUUAAUUAAUUAAUAAAUAAAUAGUUCGAAAAUUUUCACGUUACGUAGCUCUCUUCGAUAUUGCACUAGAGUUGUUGCGAAGUCGUGUCGGACAUUGCGACCGGUCGCAAUGGACAUAGUGAUCAGCCGUUAUGGGCAUUGCGACCGGUCGCAAUGAUUGCCGCGCUGAGCGACCCACCGGGCACCCGGGGUUCUCUUGGAAUACAACUAUCAACUAUUUAUUAUACUUACAUGUUUAUCCCUUUCUCAUCUUCCCUUCAUUGUUGUUUGAUUUGUUCUUUACAAUGUUUCAUCUGAACUUACUAACUGUGCGCGUCGAAACGUGAUGCCUAGGUUAGGUUAGCCGCAUGAAACUAAUUAGUUACGGAUUGUAAGAGAUUUCUAACGAGCAUGCCAUAAAACACACAUUCACUAAAUAAAUUUUCAUUGGUCUAUAGGAAACUCAUCUGGAGCGAGAGAUUUCCGAAAGCGUAUUAAACACGGUUUUCGGAAAUCUCCCGCAAUCCCGCCCGCAAUUUGAGCAUUAUAUUUGUUGGUUGUCAUGGCAUGCGUUUUAGAAAACGUUUUAAGAUUUUUCCAAAACGCAUGCCAGUGGUAUGAAAGAUCGACUGAUGAAUUUCAGUGUUCGUUAUUUAGCAUGCGAAUCGAGCAACUAAUUGCACUAGUCGUUAGCAUGUGUAUAAUUCCUUAUGAAUUAUAUAAAUGUGUUAUCGAUCAAUGUAAAUGUAAAAAGCGAUUCUCAGAGAGGUUCUGUUCCAUAACAUUGAUAACAAUGUUAUAUGAAACCUGUUGGUACCUACGCCAGUUCGGCGCGCACAGUAGGUAUGACCUAUUAAGACAUUCCAUCUCAACUUUCCCACAUACACUUCUUCCCAAAUCGUCUUGUAAAUUAUCAAAUGUUUUACACAAUUUUAAGAUUGUUGAAUUAUAAUAGAUCUCUAGUCGUGUUAUUGUAUUCUCUUUAAAGUACUAAACAAAUUAACGAAAUAACAAAAAAAUAAAUAAAGUUAAAAAUGUAUGCGAUUAUACAGCAAGGUCGAACGCGGACAAUGUAAAGAACAUUUCGAAAGGUUAAAAGUUAAUGAUUGAAAAUUAGUUAGUUAAAAGUUAAUUCAUAUUAAACGAUACAUCGGGGUAUGUAUAAUAAACUAGAUAAUUUUUAUUAAAAAUAACGGGAAAAAAAUGUUAUACUGAAUUAACGUUGUUAUACUGAAGUUGUUACAAUAUUUGAGAGUAUAUCGUCGUGAAUAACAAAAAAAAGGUUCUAGUGCGGUAACAUUAUCUGAAUUAAAAAAAUUAUCGCGUGGAGAGAUAAUAAAUAGCGAAUAGUAGUGAUGGAAUAAUGAUUAGGGUUCGCAUUAAUUCUUAGCUUGCGAAAUCUUAUUUGUGAAAUGUUAAAUGCGAUAAGAUAGCGCGUGUCGCGUCAUUUCUCAACGUGCGCUCAUCUUUACAGCAGCAUUGAUUAAUUUCUUUUCAAUUUCUAUUGUUACUAUUGUAUAUUAAUUUUUAUUGUUUUGCAUUACCAUGUUAAGAGAAUUCGCAGGCUAAUGAAGUAACGAGAAAUAGCAUUAAUUACCAUCACUAGAGAAAAGGCCCGACAUCCCGCGUGAGUCCGCAUAGCACCGAGGAAAAGGUUUUAGUGCGUUUCUGUGAGACUGACAACCGGCCGGCCCUGACUUUACUCGGCCGGCUCUCGGUACAGCGGGCUAUGUACGGGCGGACUGCGUUUUUUCCAUAAUCGUGACAACAGGACAAAUGUUUGCAGUGUGAUUUGUACAUCUUUAUACUCAGCGUCUUCCCGAAAUACGAUUUCUAUGCACUGUUGCUCUGAUAUCGGAGCAUCUUAGUUGUAGCUCUUCAUGGUAGAUCAAGCACGUCCGGGCCAUGCUUAUUUCCGCCGCCAAGUAGCAAUGCUGUGUUCCGGUCUGAAGGGCGUGGUUUCCGGUAUAAUUACAAGUACAUUAGGCAACACCUACGCCUCAGGACGUAGGGCCGCUCGUAGCAGGUCGUGUCCCUCACAUAACCUGUUUUCAGUUUACAUUUACCAUCAGUGGGACAAAAAAAUCCUCAGGAUAUGUUGACUACACAACGUUCUCCUGCAAAGUAUGUUUGCCUGUGUGCGAGGAUGCUCCGGUAUCUGUGAAGGAUCUGUGUCGUUGGGUAUGAAGCACACAGAAUUGCCUGUUUGUCGCGGAUUAUUGUGGCAAUUUCUGUUUAAUGUUUACAGACUUCUGCACAGUUCCGCAUACCAUGCAAUGCAAAUUAGACAGUAUUUUGCGUGCAGAUUGGAUCGCAGUGCCGUGUUAGGUUUCAAGUUGGCUACAUGACAGUGGGUUACGUAAAUCUGCUAAAUUUGUAUGUCGUUGUCCAAUCCGUGACGUUUGAUAGUCCGUGAAAAAUGACAGGUUAACUUUAACGCCGAUGUGAAGUUUGUUUACAUGAAAACAUACUCCCAGUGCACUGAGUUUAUGUUUCAUUUUUAACAAACUAGGCAUCCGAGUUAGGUCAAUUUGGUGCAUUUUCGAAGUUGUUACAUUAGUAUUAAAUGCUGUGCAAAAUGACAGAUUUACGCUAACUUAGUUUACCUGAGACCUUUCACUACAUCUUGUAUCUCUAUGGCAUUUAAAUUGUGUGACACAAACAAGUUGAUGUUGUGGGUAGUUAGUGAGCAUAUUGUAAGUCCCAGAAUAAAGAUCAAUCGGCAAUCGGCACAUUGAUUAUCUAUGACCUACUACUUCUGUAUAAAUCGCAUAUACGUGUUAAGUGUAUUUCAUAGGCCUAGGCUUGACAUCUCUUCUGUAUGAAGAACUGAAACGGUAAUGGCUCAGAUUGAAAUCCGCAAAGCUGUAAGUUCAAAUCCCAUCCGUUGGAAUAUUGUCCUACCCACCACUAACUUGUGUUUUACGCUUAGUCGGAGGGGAAAGGGAAAUAUUAGUCAUGUUUAAUUUAUGUCACAGAAUUUAUGCCUAUUGUUAUUUAUUACAGACAAUUGAUUGUAUUAAGAAGUUGAUAUUUCAGAUAUGGAUUUUAUUUUUAUUCUGAGUUGAUUUUUAGUACAUUGAUCAUUGUUCUGGGCUUUUCGUCGCCCUUGCGCGGCUGUUUGAAUGCCAUAGCGAAUCGGAUCGCAGAGCUGUGCAGUCGCCGCAGCCACGAGGGCCGCAGCCCGCCCGUGCGCAACGCGCGUGUCGGUCACCGUAAGUUAAGGUUCGAUGUCGUAGGCUGUAAGGUAGCUAGUGAUCAUUCUUCAUACGCGUACCGACCGGGGUGGUAGUGUCCGCGCGCGCCUCCCGUUAGUUUAAUAGCUAAAUGUUGUUGACUGUUGAGGUAGGUAGGCUGGGACGCGCCGCGGCAGCGGAACAUGGCUGUGCGUCAAGUCGACCCAACACGGCGCCGGGCCCCGCGCCGUAUCUGUAUAUACUUGCACGACAUUAGUUUCAUUUGUUCUCCUUGCUCAUUGUCAUCAAUUUAUUAAAGACUGAGGAAUCAACUCGCGCAUACCGACAUCACUCGAACACGGGAGUAUUCUGUAAGAUAUCGUUUUCGGUCAUCGCUGGCGGCGGGGUCGCGGGCGCCCUUUACACGUGUUGGGUGGAUUGUUAAACUAAUUGUAUUGAAUUGUACCUUGUUGCGUAUUAUAAGUACAUAUGUAUAGACAGGCCGACUCGUCGCGUCGUGUGUAUGAUACGUUGAUACAUUUGUUGCUAGGUUCAGUGAUGGAAUUAUAAUAUUUUAUUAUUAAUUAUUUUUUGUUAACUUGGUUUACUGUAAACGGGUCUGCAAGAGUUAUAUUAUGUGCGAGAGAUAUAAUUGUAUAAGUUAAAAUGCUAUGUUUUGAAUUUAAAGAUUCGCUAUAUUUUAGUCAAAGUUUAUUUGUUUAGUUGUAAGGUCAGACGGUUUUCUAGUUUACUGUUGUUUUGCAAUAUCGUAAUGAUAAGAGGCAAUAUGAAGGUUACAAUGUCUUAGUGUUUAAAGCUCGAAAACCAAUUAAAGGGUACCUUGAACAUUGUCUGUAAUAAUUAUAUUAACAUUAAAUAAAUGCAAAAUAAUUA